GGCGGCCAUGGCGGGAUAUGGCGGAAAUUUGGCCCAUACCCGCUUUACAGGCGGGUCGACCCGUUGACCCGACCCUUUGACCCUUUGACUUAGUUAUAUUAGGUUUAAAAAUUAGGGUUUCAACAUUGUAGUAGCCUCCAAUGUUCAAACUUCAAACUUGAAACUACUCAGCGGCGCCUCCUCUGAUUCUCGGACCGGCGACCACUGCUCCGGCGACGCACCGGCGACCCACUGCUCCGGCGAGCUCCGGCGAUCUCCGGCGACCUCAGGCCUUUGCAUGCAGCCGGUCACUUCUUGAAUCCAGACAUAUUAUAUGACAACGGGCAGUUGGAAUUUGAUAUGGAGGUCACUAGAGGAUUGUAUGAUACCAUUGAAAGGUUGGUGCCAAGCAAAGAUGUUCAAGACAAGAUUCUUGUAGAGAUGGCAAGCUACAAGUCUCGUGGUGGUCUAUUUGGUAGUGACUUCGCUGAACGACAACGCAAGAAAAUUCCUCCCGCUCAAUGGUGGAGGAUGUAUGGCCACUCGGCUCCAAAUUUGCAACAACUUGCUAUUAAAAUCUUAGGCCUAACUUGUAGUGCAUCCGGAUGUGAGCGCAAUUGGAGUGUAUUUGAGCAGAUCCAUUCAAAAAAGAGAAAUAGGCUUGAGCAUAAGAAGUUGCAUGAUUUGGUUUAUGUCAAGUAUAAUCAAAAGUUGGUUGAGAGGUUUAAUCAUAGGCAUGAAAUUGAUCCAAUUUCACUCAAUGACAUUGAUCAGUGCAAUGAGUGGUUAGUUGGAGAGGUGGAUGAUGAAAAUGAUGAAGGGGAUGAUUUGGUUUUUGAGGGUGAUUCACUUAAUUGGGACACUGUUUAUGAGGCUUCGGGGGCUGGGGAAUUGGCUACUUAUACUAGACGUGCCACCACGGGAAAAAGAAAACAGUCAUCUAGUGGUGUUGGUGCUAGUUCUAGAGCUACAAGUGUUAGAUCUAAGAAAAACACAAUGACGUCCACAUCUUCAAGAUCAAAAGGGAAAGGGUUAGAGAGGGUGCUCGAGCUUGAGGAUGAAGAACUUGAUGAUGAGGAUGAGACUGAUGAUAUUGAUGAGGAAUCCGAAGGAGAAGAGGAAGAAGGGUUUGCUCCUUUGGAUGAUGAUGAAGAUGAUGACUACGUGGAUGUUGAUGAGGAGGACUAGCAUUAUUAUCUAUCUAUCUAUUUCUUAUGUCUUAUGUUUGAAGUUGAAGACUUGAACUUAUUAUUGCAUUUUGUUAUGUUUAAACUUUGAACUUAGGAAUAUGUCAUGUUUAAACUUAGGAUAUCAAGUUUUCUAUGAUUUUUCUUGGAUUUUGCAUGUUUUAAUUUCAUAAUUUGCAUAUAUAUAAGUAUAUAUAUUAUUAUUUUA
Salvia miltiorrhiza (redroot sage) is the source of this 1374-nucleotide messenger RNA. RefSeq lists its product as uncharacterized. Bases 340 to 1167 code for a protein of 275 amino acids. Lineage: Eukaryota; Viridiplantae; Streptophyta; Magnoliopsida; Lamiales; Lamiaceae. The record is from RefSeq and is a predicted model, not a curated record. The transcript is spliced from 4 exons. Gene Ontology annotation, molecular function: protein dimerization activity.